Exophiala aquamarina CBS 119918 is the source of this 1320-nucleotide messenger RNA. RefSeq lists its product as uncharacterized. Gene Ontology annotation, biological process: homogentisate catabolic process; L-tyrosine catabolic process; L-phenylalanine catabolic process. Gene Ontology annotation, molecular function: fumarylacetoacetase activity. The transcript has 6 exons. Bases 1 to 1320 code for a protein of 439 amino acids. Lineage: Eukaryota; Fungi; Ascomycota; Eurotiomycetes; Chaetothyriales; Herpotrichiellaceae. The record is from RefSeq and is a predicted model, not a curated record.
AUGGGUCCUCGAUACCCUCUUGAAAUACCUGCCGGCUCCCCUUUUCCAGUGCAGAACAUUCCCUAUGGGGUCUUCAGUACACCUGACGGUGUAGGCCUGGGCUCUAAAAAAAGAGCUGGCGUAGCCGUCGGCUCCUAUGUAUUAGAGCUUGACCUCCUUGUGAAGGCCGGCCUUUUUGACAGUUGUGGCGUAGACAACAAGUUGGACGGUGUCUUCCUACAACCAAAUUUGAAUUCUUUUGCGACGUUCCUGACGACAGAGCGCGGACACAUUCGUGCCGCCAUUAUCAAACAUCUCACUACCCAGUCUUCCCCCCUAUUUGAGAACAAAGAGCUCAAUGAUCGAGCUUUCAUCCCUCUGGAGCAGGUGCAGAUGCACCUUCCCAUGUCAAUAACCGAUUAUACAGACUUUUUCAGUUCGUUGGUCCAUGCGGAAAACGGCUGUCGCAGCCUAAAUAUUCCUAUCCCUCAAGCCUUCUGGGAAUAUCCAAUGGCUUAUAAUGGACGUAUAGGCUCAGUUGCGAUCUCUGGGACGGACGUCGUUCGCCCGCAUGGGUUCUUCAAGCCUCGGAGCUCGGACAAGACGGCCCUCCACCCAUCAGAGCUCCUCGACUUCGAGAUUGAAAUGGGGGCCUUCGUCUCCAAACCAGUGAACAUGGGUGAGAAGGUCUCUGCCAUGACAGCAUCAGAGCACAUUUUCGGCUACGUCCUACUGAACGACUGGUCAGCGCGAGAUAUUCAAGGCUACGAAAUGAGUCCUUUUGGUCCAUUCCAUUCUAAAAGUUUCCUUACCAGCAUCUCGCCAUGGGUAGUGACACUUGAUGCCUUGAGAGGGAGCCCUACAGAACCGCCUCCCACCCAUGCUUCGAUAGUCAGUCCCACGCUGGACUUGGACCGAAAGGAUCACGGUCUUUUCGACGUUGACUUGAGCGCCCGUGUAUCACGCAAAGGCGGAGAGGUCGUAGAGCUUGCUCGUUGUAAAAUGGCGGAUGGCUACUGGACGCCCUAUCAGCAUGUCGCUUACCAGUCCUCCUCGGGCUGUGGGCUCCACACGGGAGAUCUCCUGGGUACCGGCACGUUUUCAUCUCCGGAUAUGAGAAGCGCCCAAGGGCCUGAUGAAAAAUCUUUCAUGACUUUUGGUUGUUUAAUGGAAGCUCACAUCGUAGGCCAUAAGUUGCCGGAUGUCGACGGUCGUCCGUUUACGUUUCUGGAAGAUGGUGACCGGCUCACAAUCGAUGGUUGGUUUAGGACACCAGAUGGGAGCAAAGCUGGGUUCGGUGGUGUCACUGGGCUGGUUCUACCACCCAUUGCAAUUAGCUGA